CGGACAUGGAGCCGGACUGAACCUGAACCCACGUCCCGUUUCUAACUCGAAUCAAAACAAAGAGCUGACGGCUGAUGAGGAGACAACUGUACCUGUUUAUCAUGAGGAAUCAGCUGGAUCUGAUCUCUGAAUGUGAAAGGACAUUUGUACAGUGUGGACAGUGAUGCUCCGUCCGGACCGUGCGCACCCCGGGCUGCCCUAUGGACACGCGGACGCGCAGCAGCACCUUGUCCUGGAGGACGUUCACCGUGGCUCCGCGCACGUGCCCGGGCUCAGCAGGGAGGAGAAGAGGCGGAGGAGGCGCGCAACCGCCAAAUAUCGAUCCGCGCACGCCUCCAGGGAGCGCGUCCGCGUGGUGGCCUUCAACGUGGCCUUCGCGGAGCUGAGGAAGCUGCUGCCCACGUUCCCCCCUAACAAGAGGCUGAGCAAGAUCGAGACCCUGAGACUGGCGCUCUGCUACAUCUCUUAUCUCAACCACGUGCUGGGUGUGUGAUCGACUGGAGGCGGGACCGAGGAAGGAUGUGACCGGCCCUGCAGCUGAGUGUGUCUGGAAGCAACCGGAUACUGAUGCAAGAUGCUGUGAGGGGUUGUACAGUUAUAUAUGUCAACACCACAGGCACCGUGCAGCCCUGUGCACCAUGGGAUUGGUGUGGGUUAAUCCCAUUGACUUUUCUCCAUGGUUAAAGGGAGAGCUCAACCAAAAAUGAACAUUGAAUCAUGAUCUACUCACCACUAUAUGCUGAUAUAGGAGUGGGGGAAGUGUUUGAGUUCACAAAACACUUCUGGACACUUCAUUUUUCUGUUUAUAGGUAUAAAGAAUCAAUCAACAGUUACUUCAAUUAUAUUGGAUUUGGCUGCAAUGCUGUUUACCCAUGAAACUCCAUAAGUGUUUUUGGACUCCAACACUUCACUCAUCCCUCCAUCGACAUAGUGGUGAGUAGAUAAUAAGUGAAUUUUAAUUUUUCUUUUUUGGGUGAACAAUGCCUUUAACGUCUUCAGGACUGUCAAGAAUGAAAAUCAACUCUGAGAGCUGCUGUGAUAUUCCAGCUCCAUGCCUUCUCUAAUAUAUUCUGGCCUCUCUGUUGUGGUUUUGAUUCCUGUUCUCAACCGGCUGUAGACAUAUCUAUUUCAAGUAUCUUAAUUAAAAGACAACAAUAUAUUCAACUUGUCUGUGUUUCCACUAUAUUGAUAAAUGUACGUUUGAAAUGUUGAAAAUAAACUGUGAAAGCUGAAGAUGUUUCUGAACCACGUGUCUUUCCUGUUAAAUCCAAGUUUUAUCACAAUACAUCUGAAGCCAGAAGCUUUA
This is a messenger RNA of Platichthys flesus (European flounder), 1306 nucleotides long. RefSeq names its product helix-loop-helix protein 1-like. Lineage: Eukaryota; Metazoa; Chordata; Actinopteri; Pleuronectiformes; Pleuronectidae. The coding region runs from base 164 to 493 and encodes 109 amino acids. Gene Ontology annotation, biological process: regulation of transcription by RNA polymerase II. Gene Ontology annotation, molecular function: DNA-binding transcription factor activity, RNA polymerase II-specific; RNA polymerase II cis-regulatory region sequence-specific DNA binding; protein dimerization activity. The record is from RefSeq and is a predicted model, not a curated record. The transcript has 2 exons.